UUUUUUUUUUUUUUUGUAUGUGAGAUUUGACGCAUUAGAGUGAUUCGAUCGAGGAUGCUUUAGAAUGUUGUCCUCUUCGGUGUCAACUCCGUUCAGCGUUCGUGAUAUUCUCAGCGAAGAUCAACAGCUUGGCGUCAUGGAUUGUUACACGCAUCAUCAAAAUCAAGCUCAACAACAUGUGCAUCAAGAUUAUUAUUCGUACAAUGUUGUGCCUGAAAACAAUUGGGAAAUGGACAAAUUUAAGGAUCAACCGAUGCCCAGCUAUCAACAUUAUCCGGAUCUCAAUCAUGUUCACCAGUUGAGCCAGGUGGUACCGCCAUAUCAAGAAACAUCUAUCACUGAAGAUGGUAACAUUGUUACGUCCAGUAAAACGGAACUGCGCAAAAGUCAAUCUGGUAAAAGAACGAAGCGGAAGCCAAGAGUGUUAUUCUCGCAAACACAGGUUUAUGAACUGGAACAGCGAUUCAAACAGCAGAGAUAUCUAAGCGCACCUGAGAGAGAAAUGUUGGCCCAGACUCUGAAGUUAACCAGCACUCAAGUGAAGAUUUGGUUCCAAAACCGACGGUACAAGAAUAAACGCGCCCGGCUCGAGGACGCCGAAAAGUUGCAGGCGCAGAACAUGAAAAAUCAACCCUUGAAGAAGAUCGCCGUACCGAUCCUGAUCAAGGAUGGUAAACCCAACGUACAGGAAACGUCUUACAACGCAUCUUAUUGGCCAAAUAUCCGAACAGAUCUAAGCGCCCCGAUGCAGACGGAUUUUAGGACGAAUGACAUCCGUCUUAGUCCCGAUUUCAGGCCCAAUUCGAGCGAGGUGAGAAUUGAUUCCAAUAUUAGCCCGGAAUACAAGCCAGAGGUAAAUUCGGACAUACCUGGAAGAUCAAGCCUGAAUGAUAUGACGGACAGACAGCACAUUCCGGAAUACAGGAGCAAUUUCGUAACGGAAACUUCAUCGAAUGUGCACGAUUGCGGUCGAUUAAUUAAAACAGAAUUCAAAACAUGCGCGAGUAAUAGCGAGGUUAUAUCGUAUCCGGAUCUGAAAAAUAUUCAGUCCGACAGCAAACAUCAGCUUAUGGCUGACAGGCGGAUGUCAAUGGACGUCUCUAAUGGUGAAUAUGGAUUUUCGAAUUAUCUUGCGCCCACUAAUUAUCAAAUGCAAUACGUGAAUUACAUGGAGCAGGUACCUAUGGAUCAAAACUUGCAGCGAUUAUGGUAAAUCACUUGGGAGAGAAUUAUUUGUCAAGAAAGUCUGAGUAAUUAAACUUAUGACUUCUACUUUCAGAUCUACAGUGACUUAAUAAAAAUAACUUAGAUUUAAGCAACUAAUUAGGUUAUCACUUGAAUUAAUUAAAGUAAUCUAUUAAAUUAUAUGUUGCUAAGGAGAAUUCCUCAUUUACAAUAAAAUAUAAUAAAUAUUUAGACUUAUCAAUCCAAUUAUCAAUAUCGAUCGGUAAUUAAUUUAGAGUUGGUACGAUGAUAAUUGAUAAAAAGUAAUUUAACCUUCGAAAUUGCAUUAUUUUA
This is a messenger RNA of Pogonomyrmex barbatus (red harvester ant), 1518 nucleotides long. RefSeq lists its product as uncharacterized. NCBI's taxonomy places the organism in Eukaryota, Metazoa, Arthropoda, Insecta, Hymenoptera, Formicidae. Gene Ontology annotation, molecular function: RNA polymerase II cis-regulatory region sequence-specific DNA binding; DNA-binding transcription factor activity, RNA polymerase II-specific. Gene Ontology annotation, biological process: cell differentiation; regulation of transcription by RNA polymerase II. Gene Ontology annotation, cellular component: nucleus. The record is from RefSeq and is a predicted model, not a curated record.